Clunio marinus is the source of this 222-nucleotide messenger RNA. The record is from the annotation of a GenBank genome assembly. NCBI's taxonomy places the organism in Eukaryota, Metazoa, Arthropoda, Insecta, Diptera, Chironomidae.
AUGCAGCAAAAGUUCAAACAAACAGGAAAGGCUCUUGAAUGUUUCACUCUAAUGCACAAAGGCGAUGAUAAAAAUUCAAAUCAAUCAUCGACUAGAACCGAAGUCAUUAUCAUAUCUAAUGAUUCUGAAGAUGGAAAUCGUUUACAUUAUCAAUCAAUUGCCUCACAACAAAAUUCUUUCAACUAUGAAAAAGAAAAAUUUUGCUGCUAUGAUGAAAAAUAA